UCCCCUUACACUUAUUUCAAUUGUUUCAAUUGGCAACAAUUAAUUGAAUAAUCACCAAGUGAAUUAACAAUUUCUUACAACCAUGAAAACUUUAUUCUUAAUUCAAUUUGUUUCAUUAAUUUAUCUCGCUAAUUGUUGGCCUUUCCCAAUCGAUCUAAUCUUCGAGUUAGCUAAAAUUACAAAACUCGAGUUCGAUACCUUGAAAGAUAUCGUGACCGCCGCUGACCACGUCCCUCAAGCCUUGACCGGAUUCAGUUUGGUUCCAUGUCCAGCUCAAUCAGAACCACCAAGUGAUUUUACCUGGGAAGAUUUUAAAGGUACUUGGCAUGAGAUUGAACGAACGGCCAUGUUUGAAAUCCUCGAAACUGGACAGAAAUGUACUCAGUUCAGUUUCACCAAAGAAUCCGAUGAGUUUAAAAUUAACACAACCGUUUUCUCAGAAAUUUUAAACAAGCAACUCUCUGCAAGCAAAACAAUCAAUGUUAAAGAUCAAAAAAAUGUCUUUGGAGUUAAAAUUAAUCCAAUUAAAGAAUCACAAUACUGGAUUGUAGAUACUGAUUUAGAUUCGUAUGCUUUGAUUUUCUCAUGUGAGCAAAUCCUUCAAGCUUCAUUACGUAAUGCUUGGAUUCUUGGACGGAAACCAACUCUUCAUGAAUCAAUUCGUGAUCUUUUAGUCAAAAAAUUAGGAUCAUUGGGAAUUCCUGAAAGUAGUUUAAUUAAAUCUGAUCAAUCAUGUUCAACCUUCAUUCCCUUUAAUGAUUAACUAAUCAUACUGGGGAACUGAUUAAUAAACUGUUUUGUUAUUUUGCAUAAAA
Panonychus citri (citrus red mite) is the source of this 815-nucleotide messenger RNA. RefSeq names its product apolipoprotein D-like. Bases 83 to 763 code for a protein of 226 amino acids. The record is from RefSeq and is a predicted model, not a curated record. The transcript is spliced from 5 exons. Lineage: Eukaryota; Metazoa; Arthropoda; Arachnida; Trombidiformes; Tetranychidae. Gene Ontology annotation, molecular function: pigment binding.